This is a messenger RNA of Symbiodinium natans, 1023 nucleotides long. The record is from the annotation of a GenBank genome assembly. Lineage: Eukaryota; Dinophyceae; Suessiales; Symbiodiniaceae.
AUGACGUUGAGCGCAUCAUUGCUGCUAUCGUCACGCCACUACACCCACGAGCUCGCCAGAACGUGGCAAACCUGGAUCAGACGGCCGCUGAGCUCUUUGCAUCCCUGGCAGACUCACGUGCGCACUUCGGUGUAUGGCACCCAGCACGAGCCCGCAGUGUGGGGCUCGCGAACUCGAAUUCUGCUGAACAGCUACAGCAACGGCAGCCCGCUGUGCGCCAGGGAUGACGAGUCUGACCGCGUCGUGCGAGAAUGGGGCGUUGCGAAUCGGCAGGGCCACCGGGGCCACAUUCUGCGUGCCGAUCCUGGCGCCCAAAAGCAGAGCGCCGCAUCGGCCUCGGCGAGGACUACAUGGGUCGCCCCGUGCACCAUGGUGGAGAACUCCGCCGGUGACGUGCAGAACGCCUCCGCUGGUGCAGAUGGUGUGCUGCAACUGCUGAGGCUGCGCUUGGCCCACCUUCGUGAGAACAGGGGCGAUGUGGAUACAGCCACUCUGCACUGCACGUUUGAGCUCGGGAAUAGGUUGCGAGAGCGUUCCUUAUAUGAGGAAGCUGAGACACUCUCGAGGGAAGGCCUGGCGGGAUGCUGCGCCCAGCUUGGAAAUGGUGCGGCGUUGGCAUGCAUCGACGGCCUGGCCUCGCUGCUUCAGAUUCAGGGGCGAUUGGAGGAGGCGGAGCCCUUUUUCCACGAGGCCUUGCAUGGAUGCCGUGCCAGACUUGGUGAUGGUCAUCCUGCCACCCUCACCAGCAUCAACAACCUCGCAGGGCUGCUCCGGGCCAGACGGCAACUGGAAGAGGCGGAGCCCUUGUACCGCGAGUCCUUGAACGGCCGCCGUGCCAAGCUGGGUGCUGACCACCCUCACACCCUCACCAGCAUCAACAACCUCGCUGCACUGCUUGGGGACAGAGGGCGAAUGGAAGAGGCGGAACCCAUGUACCGGGAGGCCACGCGCGGCCGCCGUGCCAGACUGGGUGAUGACACCCUGACACCCUCAGCAGCAUCUUCAACUUGGCAGACUUGCUGA